UUCCACUACCAGGGUGGGUAGGGAAGGACCAUUGGGUGGGGGUCAGGCAUGUCUGAGCUCAGACUCUCCUUGGUGGGUCCUGUUGUGGCUGCUGUGAGGGAUGGGGUGAGAUUCCCAGGUCACUGAAGUUGUGUACUUAGGGCAAUUAUGGCUGCCUCUGCUGAGUCAUGCAGGUUGUCAGGGAAGUGGGGGAAAGCCGGCAGUCACAGGCCUCACCCAGCUUUUACACAAACAGAAGGACCAAAUCUCACUCUCACUGUGCCCCCUCACCAGCAGCCCUGAGUUUGUUUCCAGGGGGAGGGCAAGACAGGCUUGAAACUCUGCCCCAGGCUACUCACCUCCCAGCUGCAAACUAAAAGGGCCUUUGGAGUCUGCACAUAGGAUUUGCGUCCUCCCCCACACCGAGUUCUGGCCAGGAGGCUUCUCACCCCAUUCAAAAUUGUCACAGAAUUUAGCUAGAGAAUUCCUUCUCCCUGUGGGGUUUUACCCCCUGCUCCUCAGGCCACCCUCCAGAUGUGUCCCUGUGGUGCCAGGCAGGAAUGGGAUGCUUGGAGACCCAGCAAGCUCCCAGGGCCUUUCUGCUGCUCCCUCUACCCCUGUAUUUCACCCGCCUGUCCAUAUUGAGUCAACUCCAGGUAAAGUCAGAAACUUGCCCCGCAAACAGACCUUCAGCUUCCCCAGUGGAGGUGAGUGUUCAGAAGAGGGUCUGCCUUUCCCACUUCCGCAGUUGGGGCACUCACAGUAUUUGCAGUAUCUCCCGGGUCCUGCAAGAGCAGUCCACUUCCUUCAGAGGGUCUGAGAUUGCUGGUUUGUUCUUGCAGUUGAUCUGGAGCUAAAAUUCACAAUGUGAGCCUCUGCAGCUCUAAUCCAGGCCUGCCUCCCAUCGCCAUGCUGAUCUCUCCCACUCAAUCAGUUUCCUGGGUCUUGAUCUAAAAUGUGCAUCAGGGAAGCUCACUGACUAAGUAAAUAAAGAGAUUCUAUAAAAGAAACUUUAAUGCAUUCAUCAACAUUUCCUGCAAGGUCACAUAUUACAGGUAAACAGUUUAGAUUUUUGUUUGUGAUUCGGAAACCUAGCACGAGUGACUCCAUUUUGAGUUUCUCUGUUGGGUGUAGUGCAGCAACCAAGUCUAAAUCAGUGGCUUUUCAUAAUUUUAUUUAAUAAUGCUAUAUGAUCAAAGCUACAGGUAGGAAAAAUAGUGGUUCUAAAUGUUAUGAAACAAAGAGAAUAUAAACAAAUGGGCUAAGUGUUCAAUCCAGAAAGGCAGGAAGAAGUUAGCAAAAUGCAGAAAGGAGUUGAUACUGAAGUGGAAAAUGAUGAAGUUGAUCACGGUUCUUCUGAAAGAAAGAAAAUACAAUUGACAACUUAUAUCAAAGACUGUUAUUUAUAAAAAUUAGUAAAACAGUUGUUGAUUGGCACAUCUAACCCUGAGAAAAUAUUUACACAUAUUCAAGACAGAAUGAAAAAGGUGAUAAAAACCACAGUGAUACAUAAAAGUAGCAUAUUAAAUUUGAAAAUCAAAAUGACACUUUUGACUUUCUCAAAAUAUAGUAAAUUGUCUUAAGACAUGUGGACAUAUAAGUGUGAAAGAAAUUCCCAAAUAAUUGUAGCCAACAAGGCACUAGAAAUAGAUGGCUUUAGAAGCUACAUACAAGAAAUAGAAUAUUCCUAUACUAUUUAAGCUACUAUAAGAUGACAAGUAUGGGAAACUUCACAUUCUUUCUGUAAGUGAAACCUAGCUGCUGUGGAUAUAGAACUGCCCAAUAAUAUUGAAAUGCUGAAUGUGUCUGGAUACCAAAAGCACAGAAACAAUACAAGAGGAAAUAAUUUUAGACCAGUUACAAGUAAAAUUAAAGAUGUAGAACUCCUAAAUAAAAUGUUAGCAAAUCAAACCCAGGAGUGACUAGAACAUGGAACCAAGUACUGUUUAUUCCUAGAUUAUAGAGAAAUUGAAUACUUAGAAGUUUAUUACUUUUAUUUGCUGUAUUAGGUGAAAAAAUAUCUUGAAGGAUGAUGAAAACUAUUUGAUAAAAUUUAAUAUCCAUUCCUAAUUUAAAAAAUAGAACCCUAAGAAACUAAAAGUAGGUAAAUAUUUUGUGUGCAAAAUAAAGUAUUAAUAGCAAACAUCAUAUUAAUGGUGAAACGUUAGAUCAUAUAUUGUCAGUAGUUCUUGAGCGGACAAAAUAAAUCUUGACAUAUAAAAUAAAGAUAUAUAGUGUAUAAUACAGAUACAUAGUAUAUUUAUGGUAUUCAUAAAAUUUAGAGCAAUUAGGGAAAGAAACCUAAAAGACUCUUGGGGGCACUAAUGACAAACAAUUUGGGAAACACUGCUCUAGAGCAUUCCUUAUUAGUUACAGAUAAGACAGAGAUGCUUGCUAGUACCACUUUUACUCAGCAGUGUUUUGAAAAGGACAGCAAACUCAAUGCCAGUUAAAUAAAUGGCAUAAACCUUGAAGAGUAAGAGCCAUAAUUACAGUACAUGAAGAUAGUAAGAUUUUCUACAUAAGAAACAUUAAAAGAGCAAUUGAAAAAUGAUUUCAGGAGAGAGAUUCAGUAACUUGACUGAUUUCAAGAUAUUGUAUGUUAUGUGAAGUUCCCAAGAACAGAGCUGAAUAAUUUAUUGACAGUCAUAAAAAAUGGUUUGAAUAAGUGAGAGGAUUUAAUGUUGUAGCUAUUUUAAGUAUCCUGAAAUUAUCUUGCAAUUGAUACAUUUCAUACAUUCAUUUAACAAAUGUGUUGAAAACCAGUUGCAUGCCAGAUACUGUUCUGAAUGUUGGGUGUACAUCGGUGUAUGGAACAGGUAAGAACUCCUUUCCUCUAACUUACAUUAUUGUGGUUAGAGCUAGACAGUAAACAGAGAAGUGUAAGUAUGUAAUAUGUGAGGGUGGUGACAGUUCCCAUCAAAAUUCCAGGCAGAUUAUUUUUAGACGCUGACAAAAUAUUUUAAAGCUCAUAUGGAGCAGUAUCUGUGAGAGAAUGAGAGAAGUUCUGAUAGAUUGUCCUAUUCAAUACUGAAAUAUAAUAUAGAAUUCAAAUCACUGGUACAGGUGCAAGAUAGGGCAGUGGGAGAAAAUAUAGAGAGGGUCAGGAAACAUUCAGGAGAAAAGGAGAAUUUUUGUCUAAAAUAAUUAAAAUUGAGAUUUCAGAUUAGUGGAAAAGUGAAUUUAGUGAAUUGUGUGUAUCAGCUGGGUAUUCAGUAAUCCAAAAAAGAUUUCAACUAGCCAAACAACUAAGUCAUAAAAACAGAUAACAUUUAAAGUACCAGAAACAGGACUUUGAAAGCAUGACCCUAGAAGUAGCAGAGAAAAGGUCAAUAUAACAUAAAAAGAUUCAAUAUUUCCCAAGGGCAAAGAGCACCAAAAACGAUGUGAAAAGUCACAUGAUAAACUGAGGAAGAUAUUUACAGUACAUGUAAUGGACAGAGGGUUGAUGUUCUUGCCAGAGAUCUUAAAAUAAAAUAAAAAAAAUAAACUUAAUAAAAAGAUGCAAGGGACAUAAAAUGGAAUUUACACACAGUGCAAGUUGAAAUCUUUUUUUUUUCUUUUUUUUUGGCCUGGCAGAAUGCUACAGAUAAAACAGAUUGCUAAUACUCAAAUGUUGCUUGUGGACUGGAGUGUUCAUGCAGCUUUCUGCAGGCCAGUUUGAGAAUAUUUAUUAGGAUUUUAAAUGUGCCUUCAUUGACCAGCACUUCACCUCCGAAUUUAAUGCAAGAAAAUAAUUGGGUAAAUAGGCAAAACUAUUUUGUACAAAAAUGUUCAUUUUUUCAUAAUAGCAAAAAAUUGGAAAUCAUCUAAAUUGUCAUUUGUGUUAUAACUCUAUACAUUGGAAAACUGAUCAGCCAUGAAAAUGAUGUAAGCAUGUUUCACCAACAUGGAAAGAUGCCUGUUACAUAUUUUAUGUGUGAAGAUGAGGUUGUAAAAUAUGUGCCUAGUAUGCUAUAUUUCAUAAGACAUGUGGCACUGUAUCUUCAUAUAUGCCGAUUGAUGAAGAUGGUAUCAGUGUAUAUACCAAAGAGAUUAAAAGUGGUUAUCUGAGUGAUGAUUUUGUCUUCACAGUGUUUAGAAUACUAAAAAGUUUCUGCAGUGGAAUGCCUACUCUUUUAAAAACCAGAGUUGAAAGAGGGAAGCCUUUUUUGAGAGGGUUGGAGGGAAGGUAAGAAAGGGCGUGGGGAUGCCCUUCUGUGGCCCCAGGCCUAGGGCCGCAGAACCCAGAACAGAACCCGGAACCCGAGUGCCUGCCCUGUUGGGGGCCGUAGGGAGGGCAGCGCAGCGGACCCAAGUGGACCGGAAGGGAGCGUGACGUGUGGCAUCCUCCUCAGAGAGCCCAGCGUUGCCUUCGCCAACAUCAUGAAGUUUCGCGCCAAGAUCAUCGGCAAGGGCUCUCUAGACCUGUUCAUCCAAGUCAGCAGCACCGUGGCGAGGCUGGUGAAGGUCUGCGUGCUCCGCGUGUGCCCUGACAGGAUCUGUUUCGGCUCCGCAGGCUCAGGCGGCCUUCAGGAGGCCAGGCUGUGGUGCGAGGUGCAGCAGCGGGCCUUCCAGCAUUUUCGCAUGGAAGGUGUCUCGGAAGAACUCAAUGAGAUCCAUUUGGAGCUGAUGGCGGAGCACCUGUCCAGGGCAGCGAGAAGCGCGGUGGGCGCGUCCUCACUGAAGCUGCAGCUUACCCACAAGCGCUGCCCCUGCCUCACGGUGGUGGUGGAGCUGGCCUCACCCCUGGGCCGUGUUCGCAGCGUGAUGCACGAUCUGCCCGUGCGGGUGCUUCCCAGAAGAGUGUGGCGAGACUGCCUGCCGCCCAGCCUGAACGCCUCGGAUGUGAGCAUCUACCUGCCGCGCUGGAGGAUGCUGAGGAGCAUCGUGGAGAGGAUGGUGAACGUGGGCGAUCACGUGCUGCUGGAAGCAAACCUCAGUGGCAAGAUGACCCUGAGUAUAGAGACGGAGGUGGUGUCUAUUAAAAGUUAUUUUAAAAAUCUUGGAAACCCUCCAAAGUCGGCUGUUGGUGUGCCUCAAAACAGAGACCUGGAGAGCAUGGUGCAAGUGCGGGUAGAUAAUCGUAAGCUUCUGCAGUUUUUGGAGGGACAGCAAAUAAAUCCUCCGACGGCUUUAUGCAAUAUUUGGGACAAUGCUCUUCUUCACCUUGUUUUGGUUCAAGAAGAUGUCUCUCUUCAGUAUUUCAUUCCUGCCUUGUAAAAAUUCAGCCAGCUUAGAUUUGUUUUUUAAGCUUAAGAACUUUUCAAAACUGAAACAGACCGAGUUAAUUGGUUUGAAAGUUUGUACCUUCUCUGACUUAAUGCUAGGCGUAGAUUUUAUUGAGCCCUUCCUCCUUUGCAAAAUUUAUAUUAAAGCAUUGAUAAA
Molecule: messenger RNA, 5346 nt
Organism: Cebus imitator (Panamanian white-faced capuchin)
Lineage: Eukaryota; Metazoa; Chordata; Mammalia; Primates; Cebidae
Gene: HUS1B
Product: HUS1 checkpoint clamp component B
Exons: 1
Coding region: 4345-5181 (278 amino acids)
Biological process (GO): telomere maintenance; mitotic DNA replication checkpoint signaling; meiotic DNA integrity checkpoint signaling
Cellular component (GO): nucleolus; checkpoint clamp complex; site of double-strand break
Source: RefSeq, a predicted model, not a curated record